CCCAGGACUCCUCACUGCCGUCGGCCUGCGCGCGCGUGUGUGUGUGAGCACGCGUGUGCGUGUGUGUGAGUGUGUCGGUGUGGCAAAAUGAGUGCGCCGAUAUGAAGACGCGGCCAUGGCUCGGUCCGCGCUCAUCAAGUGCCUCGUGCUCUGCAUCACCGCGGGCGUCGUGCAAUGCUCCCUGCAUGGCACCCGCUGGGCGAGUGCAGAGAUGGAAGCCCAGGACGAGCGCAACGACGCCGAGCUGUUCCGCGCCGUCGUCACGUCCAUGGCGGAAUGGCAUCUCCGAAAACUGUCAUCGCACAGGAAGAAGCGAGCCGAUGCUUCCGUGUGCUACCCCGAGGUCGGCUGCUUCCAGGACUCGGGGCCCUUCGGCUACCUGGACAUGCUGCCGUCGCCGCCCGAGGAGGUGGACACCCACUUCCUCCUGUACUCCCGGCGCAACAGAGGCGACAUCCCCCUGCUGGACGUGCCCUUCAGUAACCUGUCCACGGUGUGGGCGGACGCCACGCGGCGCUUCAACGCGUCCUCCCCGACCAAGGUGAUCGUGCACGGCUUCGGCAGCUCGUGCUCCCACGUGUGGGUGUACGAGAUGCGGUCCGCGCUGAUGGCCGUGGAGGACUGCAACGUCAUCUGCGUGGACUGGGAGCGCGGCGCCACCAUCCCCAACUACGUGCGCGCCGCGGCCAACACGCGCAUGGUGGGCAAGCAGGUGGCGCUGCUGCUGGCCGGCCUCCAGAAGCACGCCGGGCUGCCCGUGCACCGCGUCCACGUCAUCGGCUUCUCGCUGGGCGCGCACGUCGCGGGCUUCGCCGGCGCCGAGCUCAAGAACCUCAGCAGGAUCACGGGCCUGGACCCCGCCGGGCCGCUGUUCGAGUCGCAGGACCCCCGCGCGCGCCUGGACGCCACGGACGCCAACUUCGUGGACGUGAUCCACAGCAACGGCGAGAACCUCAUCCUGGGCGGGCUGGGCACGCGGCAGCCCCUCGGCCACGUCGACUUCUACCCCAACGGCGGACGCAUGCAGAAGGGCUGCGCAAACCUGUUCGUCGGCGCCGUGUCCGACAUCCUGUGGUCCGCGUCGGAGAACGAGGCCCGCAGCCUGUGCAACCACCGGCGCGCCUACAAGUUCUUCACGGACUCGGUGUCGCCGCGCUGCCACUUCCCCGCCGCGGCCUGCGACUCGUACGAGAGCUUCCUGCAGGGCCGCUGCUUCCCCUGCGACCCCGCCAGCCGGCCCUGCGGCAACAUGGGCUACUACGCGGACCGCGCCCUGGCCCGCGGCGCGCUCUACCUCGUCACCCGCGACGAGGAGCCCUUCUGCGCCCACCAGUACCACGUCCGCGUGGAGAGCUCCCCCAGCGUGCUGCCCGUGGUGAGCUACGGCAAGAUCCAGAUCACGCUCGUCGGCGACUCGGACUUCAACGAGACCUUUACGCUCACGACGAAGGACGACGAGCAGCUGCAGGUGGGCGGGUCGCUGUCGCGCAUCGUGGUGCCGCACCCCGUGAUGCAGGAGCCUCGCGGCGUGCAGCUGCUCUACACGGCCUACUCGGGCUGGAUCAGCUCGGGGCUGGCGCGCUGGUCCGUGGACAAGGUCACCCUCAGCGACAGCUUCGGCAAAAGCUCCUCGGUGUGCAAGAAGGACCUGGUGCUGGAGUCGGGCGUGCCCGUGCUGCUGCCGCUGUUCGCCGGCGAGUGCAACCCGCCGCGCGACACUACCAGCGCGCAGCUGCAGCAGGCGGGCGGGCCGCUGGGCGGGCCGUCGUCCGAGACCAACGAGGUGUCGUCGCCGGCCGCGCAGCCCUCGCCGCCCGACCACCCCGGCUUCAACCUGACGGCGUUGCUGGCGCAGCGCAACUCGAGCCUGUUCGUGCCCACGCAGGUGGUGCACGUCGGCGACGAAGGCCUCAACGGCACGGGCACGGCCGAGGAGGACGCGCUGCUGGACCUGCUGGAGGCGACGGGCCCCGCGUGGCAGCCGCUGCUCGACGACCUCCCGGAGACCACCAACAACGGCCUGGACAACUCGCGCAACCGCGACGACGCGCGCGCCUUCGACGACCAGGUGCAGGUGGGCGUGACGACGCUGCAGCCCCUGGUGAACGGCACGGACCGCGACGACGCCACCGAGCCGUCCGCCGACGAGACGCCGCCGCCGCCCGUCGUCGUGGACUCGGCCCCCGCGGCGUCCUCGGCGUCCGCGGCGUCCGCGACCAAGCCGGAGAUCUCGGAGCCCGUGCUCGUGCGGACGGCCACCGCGCCGCCCGGCGAGGCGGUCGGAGACAGGCGCAGUUUCCAGCAGGCGGAGUCCGCCCCGGCCAAGCCGGAGAUCACCGAGCCCGUGCUCAAGCCGACCACGUCGACCAGCACCACGACCAGCACGUCCGCGCCGACCAACGCCACGACGCCGGCCCCGGAGGACGCCGACGCGGUGCAGACGACGGCGCCGCCGUCCACCUCGUCGGGCACGGGGCGCGACUUGCAGGACAAGACGACGACGCCCGAGUGGACGCCCGCCGUGGAGCUGAACCCGCCGCCCCUGGGCGGCACGCACAUCUGGCAGCACUGGCCGCCGUCCAAGCCCGUGGCCGCCGCCGUGCCCUCCGUGGCCGCGGACAAGGAGAGCCGCCGCGCCGCCAACAACAGCCGGGCCUUCUCCUUCUUCGACGGCGACGCGUCGCACCCGCCGCCGCCGCCCCCCGCGCCCACGGCGGGCAACUGGAGCGAGCGCUCCAUCACGGUGCAGCUGCUGCCGCAGCGGCUGGUGGCGCUGCUGGAGCAGGCCGAGCGGUACGCGCGCCUGGCCUUCAUGCCCUUCGCCGCCGUCAACAGCUUCUUCAGCGGCCGCGACCUGGACGCGGCGGGCCCCACGGCGGCGUCCUCGGCCGGGACUCGCGGCGACAAGGGCAGCCCGUCCGCCGCCCAGAGGCGCGCCAAGCAUGUCCCUGCCGCCAGCGCCUCCAGCGCCGCCAGCGCCGCCCCCGGGGCAGCCACCCCCAGCCCCGCGCCCUCCACCGGUGAACCCACCCCCUACCUCGUGCCCCUGUCCUACAGCAGGAACGACCCCCGCCCCCAGCAGCACACGGCCAAGUACAUCCCCCUCACCAAGCCCAAGCGAGCGGGCGCGGCCAGCCAGACUUAGGUACAAAUUGAGACUGAAAGAUCAUUCGUGACAAAACUGUCAAGCUAAGGGGCCUUUUUGUCUUUAUGGUGAAGCAGAUCUCUUUGGCCUCAUGGUUCCUGAGACGAACACUAGAGCAGCCAUUCCAUGUAUGGAUGACAAUUCUCAUCUCUUCCAGAUUUAGUAUAAUACUUUACUGGGCUCUGCUGAACGUUAUUCGUGGCGUAAAGAGUGCCGGAAGAACUUGAAACACUCACGAAGCAGUCAAAGGACGUCAAAAUGACGUCAAAAUAAUGCUUUUUUUGUCGAAAUUUUGACUAAAAGUUGUCAUAAUGACAUCAAAAUGACGUCACUGUGAGCGUUUCGUGUUCUUUGGGUGAGAUGGUGUUUUCAAAAGAUAAAAGGAGGCGUGUUAGCUACUUUGGACUAGAUAGUCAAUUUAAAAGCGCGUACUAGGCAUCUGUGAUUUAAUAAAUACAGAACUGAGAGUUGGUUUAUGUAUAAUUCAGUAUUUAACAAGGGUUGUUUUGUUUCUCUUUGUACAUUUUUGUAUAUGUCUGUUUAUAAACAAUUUGAGUCCUGUACAGUUAAUUGUAGGUAAGGUUGUUAGUGCAAAUGCAUUUUGAUGCAUAUGUUUGUUCAAAUUUUUGGUUUCUCUGGGAGGAACAUUUUAAAAGAACGAACAAGGGGAUCAUUAUUUAUAUUUUAUUUGCCUGAUUUGAGGGUGCUCUAUGUUCUAUUGCUCCAUUUGUUGCUUUGAAGGUCUAUGUAGGAUGUGGAUUGCAUCUCUUAUCCCACCCUGUGCAAAACUAACAAGUUGAUUAAGAAUAGAAUCCAAUUUUAGAUGAGAGAGGAACAUAGCCGUCUUUUACAGAAAUGUAAUAAACCUUCAAAGUAAAUGGAUUGUUAGCUGUUUUAAAUUUGUACAUAGUAUUUACUGCUCCAAGUAUUUAUUGAUUUGAUUUGACUUUGGCAUUUAGCUGUUAAUUUAAUAAAAUAGUUAAACAUUCAAAAAGAACAGACAAGAAAAUUUCAAGACUGUAGUUUGAUGCAUUCAAAAUUUCCACUUUGCAGCUUUGCAUUCAAGAACUGAUGGCAGUGCGUCAGCAGAAGCAGCCGUGUGUUUUCUGGUCUGAUCUUAUUUUUCCCUGUGUUGUAGAAAGGAAUCAUACUUCAUAAAGAAAUUCCAUGCUUGUUUUCUUUUUGUAAUGGACAGAGGGACUGAAAUAAAUUCUAGAAAAAAAUUAA
Molecule: messenger RNA, 4372 nt
Organism: Thrips palmi
Lineage: Eukaryota; Metazoa; Arthropoda; Insecta; Thysanoptera; Thripidae
Exons: 10
Coding region: 116-3145 (1009 amino acids)
Biological process (GO): lipid metabolic process
Molecular function (GO): lipase activity
Source: RefSeq, a predicted model, not a curated record